Messenger RNA from Armigeres subalbatus, 2123 nucleotides. Its product is annotated as transcription factor grauzone-like. Gene Ontology annotation, molecular function: zinc ion binding; RNA polymerase II transcription regulatory region sequence-specific DNA binding; DNA-binding transcription factor activity, RNA polymerase II-specific. The record is from RefSeq and is a predicted model, not a curated record. Bases 136 to 1983 code for a protein of 615 amino acids. Gene Ontology annotation, biological process: regulation of transcription by RNA polymerase II. The transcript is spliced from 3 exons. NCBI's taxonomy places the organism in Eukaryota, Metazoa, Arthropoda, Insecta, Diptera, Culicidae. Gene Ontology annotation, cellular component: nucleus.
AGCUGGGGCAAACAAAAAAGAAAAGCCAAACAAUUAAACAAAAGAAAAAUAUGUUUGUUUUCCAUUAUCAGUCGUAAACUUGUCAAAGUGCUGCUGAUUAUUAGCAUCGUUGGAAGAAAAUACUCCGAAACGAUUAUGUCCACCGUGGAACCAUGUCUAACGUGUUUCCGCAAGACGGACAAUUAUCUGCGCAUCACGGACGACACCAAUUCCGACGACGUGGAGCGGAUCGUCACCACUCACUUUUGGUUUUCGGAAACGGAAUGUUCCAGCAGUGUGUUGUGCACCAGCUGCUGGGAGAAAAUUGACGAUUUUCAUAAAUUCUACUGCGAGGUGCGCCGGGUCCAUUUGGAUAAUGAGGCCGACGAUCCGUCGGCCGGAUUGCAGAUCAAGGUUGAACCGCUGGAAGGUGCAAUUGUGGAUACGGCAAUCAAGCGAGAAGAUGCUGCCGAUUCGAAGAAAGUUGUCGAUGCUGAUGCUGAGGGGGAGGAUGUGGAUCGACUGGAAGCCAAAGCAACGGAACUUGAUGAAAUAAAAGACGAGGAAAGUGAAUCGGAAAAAAUCGUUGAGGUGCCAGUCAAGAAGAAGCGAGGGCGCAAACGGAAAAAUCCGGAAGUUGUAACGGCGCCGAAGCCAAAGGUGGUAAAACCGGUGGAAGUUAUUGUAGAGCCGGAAGAGGAACCCCAGACGGAUGAUGAUUCCGAUUGGGAACCACCGCGUGAUGAUGACUCCGAUGAUGAACUGUUGGUCAACAUGAAACGAACGAAAGGGGAAAAGAAACCAAGGAAAAAGUACGCCAAACGAAAACCGAGGAAAGAGGACGUGGAUCGGUCCAUGAUUGGAAAAACCAAGGCAACCAUUGCCAAGGAGGAUGAGUUCAUCCGAAGAUACUGUCCAAUCUUUUGCGAUAAAUGCAACUUCAGCUCCGACACGUUCGGUGAGCUAAAAUAUCAUACCACAACUGUGCACAACUGCAAUCCGAUGGUCGUUUGCUGCGAUCACAAAUUCUACAAGCGAUCGUUCCUUUACCAGCAUGCCCAAUUUCAUGAGGACCCGGACAAGUUUAAGUGCGACAUUUGUUCCAAAACUUUCCACAGUGGCCUGGCACUGAGACUUCAUCAGGACUAUGCCCAUGUGAAGGACGAGGAGAGAAUCUACAAGUGCGAUGUUUGCCAGGCAAGUUUCGCCAAAGCUUAUCAUCUAACGUCCCACCGCUUGAAGCACACCUCGAUCGCGGAGAAGCGCUUCUACUGCGUCGAGUGCGAUAUCGCGUUCCGAACCAACCAAUCCUACCGAACACAUUUGCACUCGAAGCACGGGGCGGCAGCCAAGUAUGUGUGUGACAUCUGCGCACGCGGUUUUCGCCAGCGGUCCGAUCUGCUAACGCACCAGCUGACGCACAGUGCCGAGGGGCUGGAGAAGCUCAAGAUUCAGUGCGAGCGGUGCCACAAAUGGAUGAAGAACAAAAAGUCCAUCUGGACGCACCGGAAGAUCUGCCAGAGCACGGGGCCGAUCGCGUGCGAUAUUUGCGGCAAGAUGGCACCCAAUCCGGCGCAGCUCAAGAGCCACAAGAAGUACAUGCACCAUGACCAGCGGGUGCACCAGUGCAGCUAUUGUGAGAAGGCGUUCAAAAGGCCGAUCGAUUUGAAGGAACACGAAACCAUCCACACCGGUGAGGUGCUGUACACCUGCAAUUUCUGCACGAAAACGUUCAACUCCAACUCCAAUCUGUACUCGCACCGGCGGAAAAUGCACCCGGUCGAGUACGCCGACUGGAAGCAUGCGCUGCAAAUGAAAAAGCAACCGGCGGACGUGCAAGCGACCACGACGGUCGCUGCAACGACUGUGGGAACAACCGCGGUUAGCGCUGCGACUGCAAUCGCAAUUCCAGAGCUACCUCCGUUCCUUCCGGGAUUGAUUCCCGGUGGUGUGCUACCGCUGAUGUCGUCGCAACCGUCCGAGGACGGAUCAGAUUACUCCUGAGCAAGGGAAGGUUGCGACGAUUUUCCCGGUAAGUACGAAGUAGUAAGUAAAUAAGAUUUGUGUGUUUCCUAAUCCGAGUUGGUGACUGUACUGUACAUAAUAAAGUGAGCUCUGAAGUCACGUGUAGGUCGAUAUCAGGA